Centropristis striata (black sea bass) is the source of this 2106-nucleotide messenger RNA. RefSeq lists its product as uncharacterized. The coding region runs from base 1011 to 1634 and encodes 207 amino acids. The record is from RefSeq and is a predicted model, not a curated record. NCBI's taxonomy places the organism in Eukaryota, Metazoa, Chordata, Actinopteri, Perciformes, Serranidae. The transcript is spliced from 2 exons.
CCAAGUGUGUCCAACUGUCUCCAUCUGUGUCCAACUGUCUCCAACUGUCUCCAGCUGUCUCCAUCUGUGUCCAACUGUGUCCAACUGUGUCCAACCUUGUCCAACUGUCUCCAAUAGUCUCCAUAUGUGUCCAACUGACUCCAACUGUGUCCAACUGUCUCCAUCUGUGCCCAACUGUCUCCAACUGUGUCCAACCGUGUCCGUCUGUGUCCAACUGACUCCAACUGUCUCCAACUGUGUCCAACCGUCUCAAACUGUCUCCAUAUGUGUCCAACUGUCUCCAACUGUCUCCAACUGUGUCCAACUGUCUCCAACUGUCUCAAACUGUCUCCAUCUGUGUCCAACUGUCUCCAACUGUCUCCAACUGUGUCCAACUGUGUCCAACUGUCUCUAACGUUGUCCAGCCGUGUUUUAUCUGUCUCCAACAGCGUCCAACCUUGUCCAGCUGUCUCCCACUGUCUUUAACUGUGUCCACCCGUUCUAAAAGACAGUUUUAUCAGGACAUAAAUGAUGUCAAAGCUUGGAGUUAUGAGGACGCUGUGACAGAAAGACAGUUUUUACCAGAUAUGAUAGUUUUAUUCUGAUGUGUUUGAACAGGAAGUCAUCCAGUGUGACACGUCGCUGCGUUCCUCUUCAAAGCUCCGAAUAAAUAUUUCCCCAACUGAAAGACGCUGCUCAUCUGCAGAGCGCCAUGAAGAGCAUUAUUCAUGUCAGGAGCUGGAAUCAUGAAGAAGUGAAACCACCGGGGAGCCCGACGCUUUAUGUAACACAUCUAAAAACCCUAUUAGGUCUCGUAUGAGCGCGUAUACGGAGGAGAAGAAGAAGAAGAAGAGACUUCACAGGAAUGAAAACGCUGCCGUAUUCACACGCUGCUUUGAUUGUGGAGGUCAAACAGAGAGCAGCAGGUUCAGGCAACCUCAGAUCUUCACACACAGCAACAACGCCUUGAUGUUCCCUAGCAUGAUGUAACAGGGGCCCCGUGGGUCCCUCAGGGGCCGCUCAGUCGAUUCAUGGACCCUCAGAGAGCUUCAAAGAGCUCCAGAGGAGAGAGAUGGAGCACAGAGUCCAGGGUGAAGAAGUCAGCGUCUGAACUGGUUUAUCAGGACCACAAACUGGUUUAUCAGGACCACAAACUGGUUUAUCAGGUGGAUCAGGACCACAAACUGGUUUAUCAGGACCACAAACUGGUUUAUCAGGUGGAUCAGGACCACAAACUGGUUUAUCAGGACCACAAACUGGUUUAUCAGGUGGAUCAGGACCACAAACUAGUUUCAGAAGACGGGACCACAAACUGGUUUCAGAGGAGGGGACCACAAACUGGUUUAUCAGGUGGAUCAGGACCACAAACUGGUUUAUCAGGACCACAAACUGGUUUAUCAGGACCACAAACUGGUUUAUCAGGACCACAAACUGGUUUCAGAGGAUGGGACCACAAACUAGUUUCAGAGGACGGGACCACAAACUGGUUUCAGAGGAUGGGACCACAAACUGGUUUCAGAGGAGGGGACCACAAACUGGUUUAUCAGGUGGAUCAGGACCACAAACUGGUUUAUCAGGUGGAUCAGGACCACAAACUGGUUUCAGAGGACGGGACCACAAACUGGUUUAUCAGGACCACAAACUGGUUUUCUUAGGACGGGACCACAAACUGGUUUUCUUAGGACGGGACCACAAACUGGUUUAUCAGGUGGAUCAGGACCACAAACUGGUCUAUCAGGUGGAUCAGAGGACUCUGGUCCUCCCGUUAUGACGCUCAUCGUUCAGUGGUUCAUUAAUAAAUGGUUUAUGGUGUAAUAAUCUCUCAAUAGAAGUUAUUAUAAUUAGCGUCUGCAGGACCAGAUGGAGGGGAAACGGCCUUCAUGGGUCAUUCUGUGGCCUCAUUUUUUGUUAGCAUUUUUGGUCUAUUUUUGGUCAUUUUGCCAUCUUUUUGGUAUUUUUUUGGUAAUUUUGGUAAUUUUUUUUGGUGAUUUUAUGUCUGCUGUUGCUCUUUUAUGACUGUUGGUAAUUUUUAAAAUCUUUUUUAGGGGUUAUUUUGAGUGUGUGUUAUCAUGGUCAUUUUUACUUCUUUUUUUUUAGUUGCUCAUUUUAUGUCUCUUGUUGCUCUUU